CAGCGCGGGGAGCGGGGCCCGAGUGACGAGUUAGUUUUGCUUCUAACCCCUAUUUUUCUAUACAGACCCCCCUCGGUAAGGAUUUGGCGUUCCCCACGCCGGGCCCCUCGCUCGCUGGGACUGGGAGGGAAGCCGGACGUACCUGUUCCGGUAGUGAGCCCAGCGAGUGUUUUCUCCCCGUAGCGACACAAAAGGCAGGAGGGCGGGAAUUAGGCCAGUGGGGGCUGUGGAGCUUGGGCGGCUCCUUCAGCUCCGGUCCGGAGCGCGGGCCUGGUCGGUACUUAAUGUUCAGAAGAUGUUCAGCGUCGCUAAGGCAUUUUAACCUGGCGCAUUGGGUUUGGUAGCUGUGCCUGCGACGGUGUUGUUUCGGGGUCAGUGAAGAGCUGUCUGUUAGGCCCCUGGGUUUAUAACCCCUUUGAGGGCAGUCUAAAAGUUGGUUUUAGUUGGUUGCCCACAGGAUUGACUUGACUACUGCUACUUAUUAAGGAAAAAAAACACCUCUGUUUGCAGGUGUGUGUGUUUCAGCGCAGCAUGGCUGUGGUCAUCCGCUUACAAGGUCUCCCAAUUGUGGCGGGGACUAUGGACAUUCGCCACUUCUUCUCUGGAUUGACCAUUCCUGAUGGGGGCGUUCAUAUUGUAGGGGGUGAGCUGGGUGAGGCUUUCAUCGUUUUUGCCACUGAUGAAGAUGCAAGGCUUGGUAUGAUGCGCACAGGUGGUACUAUUAAAGGGUCCAAAGUAACACUGUUGCUGAGCAGUAAAACUGAAAUGCAAAAUAUGAUAGAACUCAGUCGCAGACGUUUUGAAACUGCAAAUUUAGAUAUGCCACCAGCAAAUGCUAGCCGGUCUGGGCCACCACCUAGUUCUGGAAUAAGUAGCAGGGUGACUCUACCAACUACAGUACCAAAUUUUAACAGUCCUUCUCCUAGCGUAGUAACUGCAGCUACUUCAGUCCAUGAAAGCAACAAAAACAUACCAACAUUCUCUACUGCCAGUAUGGGAACUGCUCCUCCCAGUCUUGGUGCUACAUUUGGAAGUCCCACAUUUAGCUCCACUAUACCUAGUACAGCAUCCCCAAUGAACACAGUACCACCUCCACCAAUACCUCCUAUCCCAGCUCUGCCAUCAUUGCCCCCCAUGCCUUCUAUUCCUCCCAUACCUGUCCCACCUCCUGUGCCUACACUGCCUCCUGUUCCUCCAGUUCCCCCAAUACCUCCUGUGCCUCCCGUGCCACCUAUGACAUCUAUGCCUCCUUUAUCAGGAAUGCCUCCUCUGAAUCCUCCGCCUGUAGCACCUUUGCCUGCUGGAAUGAAUGGCUCUGGAACAGCAAUGAAUUUGGGCAGUAAUUUGAACCCAAUGUUUAUGAGUCCCAUGAAUCCUAUUCAGAUCAGUUCCCAAAGCAAUGUGAAAUCACUUCCUAUCAAUCCAGAUGAUUUGUAUGUUAGUGUCCAUGGCAUGCCCUUUUCAGCAACAGAAUCUGAUGUCAAAGACUUUUUCCAUGGACUCCGUGUGGAUGCAGUGCAUAUACUAAAAGAUCAUGUUGGACGCAAUAAUGGAAAUGGAUUAGUUAAAUUUUGCUCUCCACAAGAUACAUUUGAAGCCUUGAAACGAAACAGGAUGCUGAUGAUUCAGCGCUAUGUUGAAGUUAGUCCUGCAACAGAGAGACAGUGGGUUUCUGCUGGAGGCCACAUAACAUUCAAGCAAACCAUGGGUCCUUCUGGACAAAACCAUCCUUCUCCUCAGACUUUGUCAAUGUCCAAAUCGCCUAAUGGUCAGAAGAGGUCAAGAUCUAGGUCUCCUCACGAUCAGGGGUUCUGUGUUUAUUUAAAAGGUCUUCCCUUUGAAUCAGAGAACAAACAUGUUAUAGAUUUCUUUAAAAAGCUGGAUAUUGUGGAAGACAGUAUUUACAUAGCUUAUGGACCCAAUGGGAAAGCACUUGGUGAAGGUUUUGUUGAGUUCAGAAAUGAAACUGACUAUAAAGCAGCUUUAUGUCAUCAUAAGCAAUACAUAGGAAAUCGUUUUAUUCAAGUUCAUCCCAUCACUAAAAAAGCUAUGUUAGAAAAGAUAGAUAUGAUCCGGAAAAGACUUCAGAACUUCAACUAUGAUCAGCGAGAGAUUAUGAUGAGUGCAGAAGGGGAGACUGGCCCUUCCAAACUAUGCGCACAUAUAUCCAAUGUCCCCUAUAACAUUACCAAAAUGGAAGUCAUCCAGUUUUUAGAGGGUCUAGCAGUGGAAGAGAACUCUGUACAGAUCCUUGUUGAUACUAAUGGUCAAGGUUUAGGACAAGCGCUGGUCCAGUUCAAAAGUGAAGAAGAUGCUCGUAAGUCAGAGCGACUACAUCGCAAGAAACUGAAUGGGAGAGAAGUUGUGCUUAGGGUGAUAUCCCUUGAAGAAAUGAGAGAAAUUGAGAGAAAUCCUCCCUCCCAAGUGAAAAAAAUGUUGAAAAUGCAAGGAAAUGCACCGUUGCCAGGAGUGCAAAAUGCUGGUGGAGAUGAUCAUUCUUUCAUAAGUAGUGCAUCAAAAGAUGCAAGCAGUGGUCCUCCUUUUCAUUUUCCCAGUAACUUUGGUGGCUCUAGUGCAUUUGGUCCCCCUCUUCCACCUCCAGGAAUAGGAGGUGGUGGUUUUGGUGAUUCCAGACCAGGAUUGCCAUCUAUUGGAAGUAGUGGUUUGCCUGGCCUACCUGGUCCAGGAAUUGAUGUCCCAGGCUUUGGAGGUGGACCUAGUAAUCUAAGUGGGCCAUCAGGGUUUGGAGGGGGGCCUCAGAAUUUUGGAAAUGGGCCUGGUAAUUUAGCUGGUCCUCCUAGUUUUGGGAGUGGACCUCCUGGUCUUGGUGGCGGACUUGGACAUUUAAGUGGACCUCCAGCAUUUGGACCUGGCCCUGGGAAUUUGCAUAUUACUGGUCCACCAGGUUUUGGAGCUGGUUCGGGAAAGCCAGGCCCAACUGUCAUUAAAGUUCAGAAUAUGCCCUUUACUGUAUCAGUUGAUGAAAUUUUAGAUUUCUUCUAUGGUUACCAAGUAAUUCCAGGUUCAGUAUGCUUAAAAUAUAAUGAGAAAGGAAUGCCCACUGGUGAAGCAAUGGUUGCAUUUGAAUCUCGUGAUGAAGCAAUGGCAGCUGUUGUUGAUCUAAAUGACAGGCCAAUAGGAUCGAGAAAAGUCAAACUUAUGGCUCACUGCGUGACCAAGGUUGAACUGUCCAUAUGCUGUGAUAAUCUCAUUGAUAAAGAUGUUGGCUCAAAAUCUGAUCCUCUCUGUGUCUUGCUUCAAAAUGUUGGUGGAGACCAAUGGACUGAAUUGGAUCGAACUGAGAAAAUAAAGAACUGCCAGAACCCUCAGUUUUCGAAGAAGCUGAUGAUUGAUUAUUAUUUUGAAAAAGUGCAGAAUCUGAAACUUGGAGUGUAUGACAUUGAUAACAAAUCUUAUGACUUAAAUGAUGAUGACUAUCUUGGAGGGGUUGAGUGCACAUUGGGACAGAUCGUGUCAAGCAAAAUAAUAAUUCGACCUUUAGAACUGAAGAAAGGAAAACCUGCAGGAAAAGGCACCAUUACGAUUUCUGCAGAUGAGAUUAAGGACACCAGAGUUGUAUCUAUGGAAGUUGAAGCUCGGAAUUUGGACAAAAAGGAUUUUCUGGGCAAAUCUGAUCCAUUUUUGGAGUUUUAUAAACAGAGUGAUAGUGGAAAAUGGCAGCUUGUCUACCGCUCAGAGGUGAUCAAGAACAAUUUAAAUCCUUGUUGGCGGAAGUUCAGUGUCCCUCUGCAGACAUUUUGUAGUGGUGAUUUCAAUACACCGAUCAAGGUGCACUGUACAGAUUAUGAUAGUGAUGGGUCACAUGAUUUGAUAGGCAGUUUUGAAACUAGCCUAUCCCAGCUACAGAAGGCAUGUGGCAGCUCUCCGGUAGAAUUUGAGUGUAUUCACCCUGAAAAGAAGAGAAAGAAAAAGAGCUACAAGAAUUCUGGCAUUGUUAGGGUGAAAUCCUGCAAGAUUGAAACAGAAUACUCUUUCCUGGACUACAUCAUGGGAGGCUGCCAGAUUAAUUUCACUGUGGGUAUAGAUUUCACUGGCUCCAAUGGUGAUCCAAAGUCUCCUGAUUCUCUUCACUACAUCAGUCCAAAUGGGAUAAAUGAAUAUCUCACCGCCAUCUGGACUGUAGGGAACGUGAUCCAGGAUUAUGAUACAGAUAAAUUGUUCCCUGCCUUUGGAUUUGGCGCGCAGGUUCCUCCAGACUGGAAGGUGUCACAUGAGUUUGCACUGAACUUUAAUCCUACAAACCCCUAUUGUCAAGGAAUCCAAGGAGUUGUGGAUGCCUAUCGCCAGGCAUUACCACAAAUUCGUCUCUAUGGGCCAACAAACUUUUCUCCAAUCAUAAACCAUGUUGCUAGGUUUGCUGCUCACUCCGCUCAACAAAAUACUGCUUCUCAAUACUACGUCUUGCUGAUAAUCACAGAUGGAGAGAUUACUGAUCUGGACCAAACUCGGCAAGCCAUUGUGAAUACUUCCAAACUGCCCAUGUCUAUUAUUAUUGUUGGAGUUGGCAGUGCUGAGUUUAAGGCCAUGGAAUUCCUGGAUGGAGAUGAUGGUGUCCUAAAGUCCUUAGCAGGGGAGCCAGCUGCAAGAGAUAUUGUUCAGUUUGUGCCUUUCAGAAAAUUCCAGAAUGCUCCUCGUGAGGCUCUUUCCCAGACAGUCUUGGCUGAAGUUCCCAAGCAGCUGGUGUCCUACUUUAAGAUGGUUGGCCUGAUUCCUGUGAAAUUACCUUCAGAAAAACCAACAUAAAGCAAAGACUUUUAUUUUCAUUUAUUACAUAGGAAAGGAAGAGUCUUGUUUCUGCUACUCUCUGAUCAGCAGAUUACUAGACCUAUUCCUUUGGGAAUGUAUGGGUAUCUCAAGUUAUCUACAUAUAUAUAUUAGGAACAGGUAUAUCUCCAGGCAAUAUAUUAUUAGUGUUCUUGGCUAUUUGAAGAAUAAUGAGCAUCUCUAUUGCUUACUCUGGUCAGAAGUGUUUGCAUUCUAUGCACUUACAUAUGCUGUGCAGCCAGGGCCAGAUUAACCAUUAGGCUGAUAAGGUUUUAGGCCCUCCAUUUCCCAGCUCAACCACAAAGUUCAUUUAGUGACCUUGGGGAAAUCACUGUCUCUCAGCCUGACACUCUUAACAGGGUUGUUAUUGUGAGAAUGAGAGGGAUGAGAAGUCUAUGUGUGUCCCCUAAGCACUUUGGAGGAAUGUAAUAAAGCUAUUUUUUUUUAAAAAGGCAGUCAGGGUCAGUAAGGCACUUUGAAAAGUAAUAUGUGAAAAUGCCAUUUAGUAGUAUAGCUUCUGAAGUCGUAUAUACAUAGCAGAAGCAAUGUCAUGUGAUGCAAAGGGCAUAUGCUCAGGGAGGCUCUGAAUGAAGAGACUUUAGAUCUUAACAAUUUAUUUAGGACACAAGACAAAAUGGCUGCUUCUGCAUAGGCUGUCUUCUCCAGGAGCCAAAAGACCCCUCCUUCAGCCAGAAGUAGCUGGCCCCCUACAGGGAGGGUUGCCAGAUCCCAUUGUUGGUCUGACUGGUGGAGUUGGGGGGCAUUCUGGGGGGUGGACAAGGUGUCACAUAAUGUCUCUGACACAAGGUGUGACCUAGAAGUGAUGGCAUCAUGUUGGGGACAUCACAAUGGGGCUGCUCUGGUUUUGGAGCAAACUCUAUGGUUGAAUUGGGCUUAAACCAUAGAGUUUGGCCAAAAACCAGUGUCCCCUGCAUGACAUCCUCAACACAAUGGUAUCAUUUUCCAGGUCACGUCAUUGCGUCAAGGAUGUUGCAUGGUGAUAUCCCUGUUUAAAAGAUGGGUUUACCCCUCCAGCCAGCUGGUCUGUGGCGGGGAGAAGCCCUCGAAAUUUGGGGAUCACCCACUGGGACCUGAUUGCACCUUAAAGAGACAGUGUCAUAUUUCAGUGAGGUUAUAAGGAGGUGGUAGGACUUGCAGCAUGCUGCUUUGUCUCCAUAUGGCUUCUUGUCCUGGCCCUUCUAUCUCACAUUGUAGUCCUAUGCAGAGUAAUUUUGCAUAGAAUCGCACUGUUCAUGGGUCACGCCUCCUUCAUAUUUUUAUUACUCAGAUUACAUGCCUUCACUGAAUAUUUUGAAAGAAAGAAUAAUCACACUAAGGUAGGUUUAAAGAUUAGCAGCAUGUGCAUUAUUCUUAGUACAUAAUUGUAGGGUUUUUUGUGCAGAAAUCCAAACAUAUCAUGCCACUUACAUUACAAGAACAUCAUAUAUGACAAUUAUUUGGUACCACAGGUAACCAAAAAAAAUUUUUUUUACUACAUAUGGAUGCCAUUCACUAAGAAAAACUGUCUUGGAAGUGUUGGAAAUAUAACCAGUAUAAUUUUCCAUUAUAUAUGUGUAUGGAUGCAUACAUUAUACCAUUUACAUGCUGUUACGUAGCUUUUCCUGUCUCUGAUUGGAAGGAGAAGCCUUCCUAUAUUGAUAUAUUCCAAAGCUGCUUCUGUUGCCUUAAUUUCUAUUGUGCCUUUAUGGAAAGCCACGGAUUUUUUAAUUAAUAUUGUUUUUUUACAAAGAAACUUUAUACUUUUUUUAUGAAGAAAUUUUAAAUUCAGUUCUAAAAAUCAAAUGUAAAUCAUUAUUUUCUUAUUCUGGUGCUGUAUACAUUCAAAUUCACACUUGUUUUCCAAGGGCAUUUUGGUCAUUGUAUUUCAAGCUGUAGGCAGUGCACUGAUGAAGCAGUGGGGAUACAUGAGAUCAUUGUGUAGUCCCCCAAUUUAUCAGAUGGAAACUGCAGGGGGAAAUGAAUGUCUCUCCUAUUUGCUUAAGCAAAUGCUGUGACAGCUUGAGCACAGCUAUCCGUGAACAAUCAAAGUAUGAACUUUUUUGCAUUAACUCUUAUCCUAUUGGCUUCAUUUGUGCCCAAAGCUUGAGUACCAGUUUCAUAAAACAGUGCCUGGAGAAAGACAGAAGAACUUCAUGAAGCAAGAGUUCAUAUCUUUUGUGGUAGAUUCCAACUAUGUUUUUGGAAAAUGCAUUCCACUUUUUAAUUAGGUGCCUGAAUUUAUUUUUUUUAAAUAGUCACUUUAACAUACAGGAUAAUAUCUCAUAAGGGGGGAAAUUUUCUUAUUGAGAAUUUUAAUGUUUAAUUUUGCCAAAGGUUAUUGACAUUUUGCCAGAACAUCAAAUCUGUUAAAGUUAAAUCUCUGCAUCUGAGACUGCUGUUUGAAGUAUUCUCUCAUUCAGCAUAUUCUGUCGUAUAGAAGUAUUCACUCAUUCAGCAAUUUAUUAUGUCAUGCUGGGUGCUUCAAAUCAUAGAUGUUUAAAUUACAAAUUAUAUAACAUUUUGCUGUCAAGUCUUGGGGUUCAUUGUUCAGCAUGUGGUAAAUCUUGCAUACCUCUUGAAAAAGGAAACUGAUUCCAGUAUAAUUUCUGGUGAAUUAUUUCUAUGCAGGUCAUUCCUAAGGCCUGAUCAACAGAUGUACCAGAAUGAGGUUUCUAAGUAGUAUAUUAAAUUGGAUUUCAAAAUAGUAGAAUGGGUUCUGCUGCUUCAGACUACAGGUUGGGAGCAUUCAACAUCUUUAGGGCACCUUUGCAUAAAUCAGAAACCUCCCUGCAAGUAGAAAAUUAGCACACAGAAGAAUAAGCUAGGCUAAAACUUUCCUCCCUGUUGAACUAGGUAGGGUUCAGAGUGUUUUUCUGAAUUAAAAUGGGAGGUACAUUUUAUUCAGUGUUUAGAGAGAGGUGAAUUAUUCAGUCUGUUCUUUGACAAUUGAGCAGUCAUACUCCUUACAAUUUACAGGACACCUGAGUUAAUGCUACCUUCUGACAUCUCCCUUUGUUCAAUACAAGUGUAUGGGUUGGAUCCAAUUAACUUUUUUACUGGUAAAGAAAGGAAGGAGAGGACUUUUGGGACACUAAAAAAAGAUGUUCCUAGAAUGGGGCUACAUGUAUAAAAGUCAAGAGGGAAAGCAACUGUAGUAGGGAGGGGAGUUGCAUAAGAUGGAGUCCAAAAGCUGGAUAGAUUCAACAUUUUAUCUGGAAAUACACUUGAACAAAUUAGAAUGGGAGUCUGGUCCAUUAGUGGGAUGAUAGUGUGUGUUUGAAUGAAUAAGGCUUUUGGGUGUGGGUGGGUGUGCAUGUUUAAACACAUUGCCAGUCUCUUGCACUGCUUGAUUUGGGUGACUAAUGGAGAAAGAAAAUAAGAUGCUUUUCUUGUGUACUGCAAAUUCCAUUAAAAUCUCUCAUUAAACUUUAA
Molecule: messenger RNA, 8217 nt
Organism: Heteronotia binoei (common prickly gecko)
Lineage: Eukaryota; Metazoa; Chordata; Lepidosauria; Squamata; Gekkonidae
Gene: RBM12
Product: RNA binding motif protein 12
Exons: 18
Coding region: 532-4764 (1410 amino acids)
Biological process (GO): regulation of canonical NF-kappaB signal transduction; cellular response to calcium ion; positive regulation of tumor necrosis factor-mediated signaling pathway
Cellular component (GO): plasma membrane; ribonucleoprotein complex; nucleoplasm
Molecular function (GO): calcium-dependent phospholipid binding; RNA binding
Source: RefSeq, a predicted model, not a curated record